CUUUAAACUUUUUCUAUCGGGUAAACAAAGAAAACGUUUCAAGCGUGCAAAGCGAGAGAGCGUCUCACUCAAAGCAAAUGAACUUGACAAAUUCUUCGACUUUUGAAAACUGGUUUUUAAUCAAUACGCGCAUUGUAUUCGCAUGCAGUUAGUUGGCAUUAGUAUCUGCUGUGCGCAUAUAAUAUCUGCUCAGUUAAUUUACUGCUGCCGGUGUCUUCGGUGAGCUAAACAAAUUAAGCGCGGAAAGUGUUGAGAAGCAAGACUUACGCUAAGAACGGCUUGAUACUUUUAAAGAAAAUAAGUGCAAAAAAAUGAUGAAGUGUUUGAACUUAAGUGUGGUGCUUAUCCUCCUGGCAGCUUUGUGCACAGCUGAGGAUCACAAUCCACCAGAAAUUAUUUUAUAUGAGGGUGAUGCCUGCGUAACCAGCAACUAUGAUGGCAAAUGUUUGAUUGAGAAACAAUGUCCUAAUUUAGAGACAAUUAUGACUCAUAGAGGCUUAUACGCCAGAGAUGUAGGGCACUGUGGCUAUACAGUUUACGAGGAAAUUAUUUGUUGCCCUGAAGAUAUUAUAGAUCGCCCGCUGUCGAGAAAAUAUUUUCAUUCCAGCGAAACUGUACGGACAACCAUUACAUUAAUUAUCACCUCGACGCAAAUAGUGCAAACUGAGAAAAUCGGUGAAGAAUUAGUGUUUAGUAAUUUCUCUAUGAACGCCAAUGAACAUUAAGUAUGUAAUUAGUAUUAGCAUCACAUUUCGUAAAGUAAACACUUAUUCACAUACAUACAUACUUACAUACAUACAUACGAACAAAUCGAACUAUUCGUAAUGUAAUGUAGGGGCCCUGUGUGGGGUUUUCACAAUAGCUUCAUUAGACCGUUAAAUUUUCUCAUAGUGAUCAUCAAAUUUAAACGAAACUACUCUACGUUUAGCUCCUAAUUAUAAGUUUAGCUUUAAGAUAUCUGUUUCUAGGCUUCUAGUUUUCGAUUUAAUAG
Molecule: messenger RNA, 991 nt
Organism: Rhagoletis zephyria (snowberry fruit fly)
Lineage: Eukaryota; Metazoa; Arthropoda; Insecta; Diptera; Tephritidae
Source: RefSeq, a predicted model, not a curated record